This is a messenger RNA of Colletotrichum orchidophilum, 1575 nucleotides long. Its product is annotated as cytochrome P450. The record is from RefSeq and is a predicted model, not a curated record. Gene Ontology annotation, molecular function: iron ion binding; heme binding; oxidoreductase activity, acting on paired donors, with incorporation or reduction of molecular oxygen. Lineage: Eukaryota; Fungi; Ascomycota; Sordariomycetes; Glomerellales; Glomerellaceae. The transcript has a single exon. The coding region runs from base 1 to 1575 and encodes 524 amino acids.
AUGUUCCUGCUGCAAGGCUUCGUCGACCCUUACCUGACGGCCGGGGCCGCGAUCCUCUUUGCCGUCCUCUUCAUCGUCCUCCGCCCGAGGAAGCCGUGUCUUCCGCCGGGGACAACCCUCCCGCCGGGUCCCAAACCCAAACCAAUCAUCGGCAACCUCUUUUCCAUCCCGCCGGUGCACUCCUGGCUGGCCUUCCACGAGCUCAUCAAAGAGCACGGCCCCGUCGUCCGCCUCGCCCUCCCGGGCGGCCAGGAGCACGUCCUCCUCGGCACCGAGACCGCCGCCAACGACCUCCUCCGCCAGCGCGGGACCAUCUACAGCGACCGCCACUACGCGCCGGCGUCCUCGCAUUUCCUGACCGACGAUCACAUGCUCCUGCUGCUCCCCUACGACGAGAAAUGGCGCAACUACCGCAGGUUCCUGCACCAGGUCACCAUGUCGCCCGUCGCGCCGCAGUACGAGACGGAGCAGCGCAUCGAGGCGGUCAGGCUGCUCCGCGACCUGAUCCGCCGCCCGCGCGACUAUGAGACCCUCUUUGAGCGGUUCAGCGUCGGUUUGGGCCUGCGCAUCAUCUACGGCCUGCGGGCGGAGAGCGGCCACGACCGCGAGGUGCGGAUGCUGCUCGACAUCGUCCACGAGCUGGAGCGCGUGGGGUCUCCCGGCGCGUACCUGGUCGACAUCUUCCCGUCACUCAAGUACCUACCAGAGUGGCUGGCGCCCUGGAAGAAGUAUCUCCGGGCGCGGAGGCGCCGCGACGAGGACUUCUUCCAGGAGCUGGUCGAUCGGAGCAAGUCGCCGUCCUGGGCGCGGAUCUGGCUCGAGACCGAGGACCAGUGGGGGCUCACGCGGCGGGAGGCCAACUGGAUGCUGGGAUCCGUCUUCCAGGCUGCGGGUACGACGUCCGGGUCGGCUCUCGCCUCGUUCAUCCUCUGCGUUGUGCGGAAUCCCGGGUGGUUCGAGAGGCUUCAGGCCGAGGUCGACGCCGUCGUCGGGCCGGACAGGGUGCCUACUUUUGAGGACAUGCCGCGGCUUCCGCUCGUGAGGGCGUGCGUGAAGGAGACUUUGAGAUACUACCCGAUCACCGCUGGUGGGUUCCCCCACCGUCUCACGGAAGACGAUACGUACCAAGGGUAUUUCUUGAAAAAGGGCACGGUGGUACACGCGGUGCAGUGGGCUAUUCAACGCGACCCGGAGACGUAUCCGGAUCCCGAACGCUUCAACCCCGACCGUUGGUUGGACCCCAAGUAUCCGACAUACAAGGAGCCCCUCACGGUAUACCCAAACUUGCAGCAGUUCACGGCGUUUGGCCACGGUCGCCGGAUUUGUCAGGGCAUCAACAUUGCUGAACGGAGUCUCAAUCUCAAAAUCGCGCUGCUCGCUUGGGGUUGUAAUAUUUCUCGGGCUACGGAUAGUAAUGGUAAGGAGAUCAUACCGCCUGUGUAUGACUUUGCUGCGGGAUUCAAUGUACAGCCAAAUGAGUUUGAUUUCGACCUGCAGCCAAGGAGCCAACAGCGCGUAGAUUUGCUAGAGACCGCUUAUGAGCACAUGCUGAACGAAGACCCUCUAUUGCCGUAG